Mesorhabditis spiculigera is the source of this 483-nucleotide messenger RNA. NCBI's taxonomy places the organism in Eukaryota, Metazoa, Nematoda, Chromadorea, Rhabditida, Rhabditidae. The record is from the annotation of a GenBank genome assembly.
AUGGUCCACUACGUCCUGCCCUACACCAACCACACAAAUGUGCCCCUGAUGGCCAUCGCCGCUUUCUACGCCCUCCUGUUCAUGAUUGGGACGUGUGGCAACGCGGCGAUACUCUCCGUUGUCCACUAUGUUCGACAUCAGGAUCUACGGGCAAAACACAACAUGACGCUCGCCUACAUCUGCAUCUUGUGUAUUGUCGACUUCUUGUCGAUGUUGCCUCUGCCGAUGACCAUCAUCGAUCAGCUCCUCGGGUUCUGGAUGUUCGGCACAUUUGCGUGUAAACUCUUCCGGUUAUUGGAGCACAUCGGAAAAAUCUUCUCGACCUUCAUCCUCGUCGCCUUCAGUUUGGACCGAUACUGUGCAGUGUGCCAUCCACUGAGGUUAACGAUGCGAAGUCAGAAGAUCGUAACCCUGAUGCUGUCGUCAAUGUUCGGGCUGACCUGCUUGAUGUUGUCGCCGAUUUUGAUUUUUGCGCAUUCGAAG